GCUUCACGAUAGAUUCCAGAAGCUUAUAAUGAUUAUGGUUUCUUGUGCCUGGAAGUUGUUGAUUUCUCUAUUCAUUGGCCCCCUCCCUUUAUCUUCUCAGUCAGCCUCAGACUCUGAUAUUCAAAAUUUGAUUUGUUCAGAGUUUCUUUUGAAAUUAAAAAGCUUGUCCUUAGCCAAACUAUACAAAAUGAUUUGGUACUAAGCACCUGAGCCUAAAUCUGUUUCAGAAGAGGUUUGUCAGAGGCAUUCUCUGAGGAAGAUCUGUCUUCCUGUUUAUUUCUUUUUGUUUCCUUUUAACUAUUUUCAGUCAGGAGACUUAGCAAAUCAAACAGCUGUCAAUUAAUGAACCAAACUUCAAUUCUUCCUAUGAAAGAUAUAGAUUUUUAGAUUUGUACUUCUGACACAACCCCAAAAUGGUAGAGUUUGAUAUAAACACUAUUAUUGUUCAUCUUUAUUUUCCCUAUGCUUAAAAAUCUUUGUAAAUGCAUCUAUCAUCACACUUUAAAUACUAACUGUAUUUUACAAAAUAUCUGAAGUAGACCAAAGAGUGAUACUUUUUUUUCUCAAAAAGGGGUCUCAAAAUAGGGUUGAAGUCUCUUGUACACAAUUUCUUAAUAAAUUGUGUCAAACCAGGUAUGUCAGAUAUCCAGUGUGUGACCCCUUGUGCAGGUACUAAAACACGCUCUGCUGGAUGCUCCUGAAAGUCUUCAGCUGAAUUUUAUAAUCCACUGAGACUUGCACUUGAGCUAUGGAAUCUCUUCACUGUAUAUAACUGAUACUCAUUCCUCAAGCUUUGGGACUGCAAGACUAACCAUUAAGCAAGAAAAUAAUGUUAAGAAUUCUAAAAAUAAAUGUAAUUUUUUCAUUUUCAUAUGGAUAUUUAUAUAGUCUUGUAUUUUCUCCCUCGUAAGAACUGGUACUUCCUGCUUGCUGUUUUCUGUGAACGGUGUCCAGACCAGUGAAUACCCAUAUGUAAGAUACAGACUUUUUCCAUUAUUAUAAUUUCCAGUUUUUAUGAUGAAUGGCAUCCAUUAGUCUUGAGACCUUCCCAAAGAAGCAAUAUUUUUGCUAAAUAUAUUGCAGAUUUUGCACAUUUUAAAUAAUACCAAUGUCUGUAAAGGGAUAUUAAUGUUUUCUGUUUAGCUUGCAGAAUUUUCAGAUCUUGAAGUAGUGUCCUGGAAUUGCGAGGGAGGAAGGGGGGAGAAUGCCAGUAGGAUAGCAGGAAAAGUACUUAAAAUCAAAUGGGCAGAAGGAAGUGUCUUCAUUGUAAAGAAAUGACCGUGCUUAACCUAUGAAUAGUGUCAGGAUUGCUGGGUGCCAUGCAUUAUGAGAAAUAAGUAUUACAGAGAAGAUGGUGAACUAGAAGAUGGUGAAAUUGAUGAUGCAGGAUUUGAAGAAGUUCAGGAAGAACAAGAUACAAAAGGGGAGGAUAAACAGAAAACUGAAAAAACACAUAGGAAAUCACGGAAGAAACGCAAAAAAGAAAAGGAAAAGAAAAAAUCAAAAAGGAGGAGACGGGAUAAACAUAAGCAUAAUUCACCCUCUAGUGAUGACAGUUCAGACUACAGUCUUGACUCCGACAUUGAACGUACAGAAAGAUCACAUAAGAAGGGGAGCAGUCUGUACAGAGAUUAUGAUUCUUCAUUCCUUCAGCAUGGACAUUUAUCAGGAAAUUACAUGCCUUCACAAAAGACACAACAUAGUAAAAAAUUAAAAAGUAAGGAGUAUGAUGAAUAUGGCAACUACAGCGAUGAAAAUUUUGGUAGCUAUAAUGAGGAAGAAAAGUUGGAAGAUUUUGCUGAUCAGUUGAAACAAUACAGACAAGCUAAAGAAACCUCAAAUACUGAUUUAGGAGCUCCAUUUCCUAAAGAACCAGUGAAAAAGCAGGGAAUGAAAGGAAUUCAAAAAGGUAUAGCACAAAGGGGUAAUAAUUUUAAUGUUGGUCGAGGGCGUGGUAUUCAGAAGAAAUUGAAGCGCAAAGAUCGUGGAAGGGGAAGAGGGGCCAAUAAAGGAUCAGAUGGCUUUCAAGAGGACGGCAAACCAGUGAAGAAAUGGGUGAAUAUGAGUCAAGAAUUCAUAAAUCAACACACAGUGGAACACAAAGGAAAACAAAUUUGUAAAUAUUUUCUUGAGGGGAGAUGUAUUAAGGGAGACCAAUGUAAAUUUGAUCAUGAUGCAGAAAUAGAAAAGAAAAAGGAGAUCUGCAAGUUUUACAUACAGGGUUAUUGUACCAAAGGAGAAAAUUGCAUUUAUAUGCAUAAUGAAUUUCCUUGCAAGUUCUAUCAUACAGGAGCAAAAUGCUAUCAAGGAGAUAAAUGUAAAUUUUCUCAUGCUCCACUAACUGCAGAAACAAAAGAACUACUGGAUAAGGUUUUGAAUACAGAAGAAGAACCACAAAAUGAAGAUGAAAAAGAGCUGGAGGAGCUCAGAAAGCGUGGUAUAGUUCCUCUUCCCAAACCACCUCCAGGAGUUGGGCUUUUACCAACACCACCAGAGCAGUUCUCAUUUUCUGAUCCUGAUGCAGAAAGUUUUCAAGAUCCUUCUGGUGAAUUCAAGAAAAUUCCAUCUCUGUUUGAAAUAGUUGUGAAACCAACUGUGGAUUUAGCACACAAAAUUGGAAAAAAGCCACCAACUUUCUAUAACAGUGCAUCUCCACCAAGGCCACCAUUUCAGGGAAAUGACCCACAUUCUCAGCACAUGUAUAAUCCGGGGUCAAGUCCAGGGCCUGGAUCCAGCAUGUCACAAGGACAUAACGGACCAGCAAUACACCCAGGUUCGCCUGGGCAUCAUCAAUGUUCAGGUCCUCAAGGUCCAGCAAUGCCUCAGAGCCCACCUUUACAGCCUGUUCCACCAGGCUUUUUAGGACCACAAAGUCAAGUUGGCAUGCCUAUCCAAGCACAACAAGCGGGUCCACCUUUAACACCUCCAGGAAUUGGUGCAUCAUACAACACUCCAGGAGUUCAAGGACAUAUGGUAAACAUGCCCAGAGAGAAUCAUUGUCCACCAGGUGCACCAUAUCAGCAGAUUCCGGGUGAACGCCAGCAGAAUAUUGGUUAUGAGUCUAUUCAGAAUCCAGCUGAUUUCUAUGACAAUUACUAUUCUCAUCAAGCUGUACAUAACUUUCAGCCAACCAACAACAGUGGUGAUGGAGUAUGGCAUGGAGAUUUUACAGAUCAUCCAGCUCACCUUAUUGCUCAGGAUUCACAUAAGAGUGGAAGUGAGUCAGAUUGCAUCAGUAAAGCAGGCCAUAAACCAGCUAUUAAUGUACCAGAUUUUCUUCCAGCAAUGCAGAAAGCCCUUUUCGUGAGACUUAGUCAAAAACAACAAGAAGAUGGAGAAUCAGUCAGCAGUCAGGUUCAGAGGACAAUGAGCAAGGAAGAAGAUGAUAAUGUAAACUGGUAUUCCAGUAGUGAAGAGGAAGAGGGAAGCAGUGUUAAAUCAAUAUUAAAAACCUUAAAGAAACAAAGUGAGAAUUUUAGGAAUCGGCAACAACAUUCCACAGAUCAGCAUAUGCUCAGUGUUCCUACUGACCCACGGCUUGCUAAAGAGAAGGCCGUAGGAAAUCAAGCUGUUGACCCAAGGUUGAGGUCCACUCCGAGAUCAAAUACUAGAAAACCUUCCGAAUCGGCAUCAUUAGACCCAAGACUUGCGCGGGAUCCUAGAAUGUUGAGGAUUAAUGAAAGUGGACACGCAAGUUCUUCGGUUGUGGGUGCAAAGUUAGAUUUACAUCAUACGCAUUCCGGAGUUAAAGUCAAACAAAAAGGAAUGGAUGAUGAUGAAGAGGAUACGGAAAGAGAAUUGAGAGAGCGAGCUUUUCUAAUUCCUUUGGAACCUUUACCUGGUGUAACAUUAAGGGAUCCAAGAUCUCAGCUUAGACAGUUCAGCCACAUUAAAAUGGAUAUUAUCCUGAUAAAACCAAACUUUGCUAAGCAUAUUGUAUGGGCUCCUGAAGACUUGCUUCCAAUACCCUUACCUAAACCUGACCCAGUCUCUUCAAUUAAUUUACCUCUUCCUCCACUUAUAGCUGACCAGAGGCUUAAUAAAUUACGGAAUUUGAAAAAUGAUCCGCAUCCAAAUGCAAUGCCAGCUGACCCAAGACUAGCAGCAAAAGUGAAAAAUAGCAUAACAAGCAGAAGUGGCUUUUUGGACCAAUCUGCAGAGUCACAUGCCAGUAGUUCAAGCAAACUGGGAGAUCCCCGCUUACAAAAAAACGUUGAUCCCAGACUCCAUAGACUGUCUAGUACAGACACUCACCAUGGAAUCGCAAAGGAUUCUCAUCCUCCAAAAUUUGACCCUCGUCUAGCCAGAUCUGGUAUUGGUUCAUCACAGUCCUCAGAAGCUGUGACUUGUAAAUCUGACCCAGACAUUCUGCCUCCAUAUGCACCCAAGCUAUCAUCAACUGGUGUUAGACUGGGAACUCCAAGCUCCAUACUUAGUGGUAUUAGUUUAUAUGAUCCAAGAGACCACAGUUCAUCAAUAGACACUGCUCCAAGUAAUUCAGGAGAGAAUGGAGAGAACCAGAAAAAAAGUAUUCUGAAAAACACUGUAAAAAAUGAGCCUAGUCUCUCAGAAGAUACAUUGCCACAGAAGACUGCCUCAAACGUGGAAAAAACUACCGAAGCAUCAGCAGAGGCCAGUUCAGAUAAAGCAAAUAGCAUCAGUAAAUCUCAGGCUAAGCAUUCAAGCACUGCACCAGCAGUGCAUAAUCUUCCCAUCCAAGCAUUGUCAGGAUUGAUCAGACCGCAGUACAGUGAUCCAAGGCAAGUUAGACAGCCUGGACAGGUUAAUCAAAUGCAGGAUAAUGAUCCAAAUGGGGAAUCGGAUGAUAAAUCCCUAAAAGAUGUUUUCAAGACCUUUGAUCCAACUGCUUCACCAUUUUGUUAGCAACUGAGUUCAGUCUUUUUACUGUUGUGAAUAUUGCAGUUUUCUGCUAUUUUGUAACUGGUUUACCUCUUUGCUUUAUUUAUUUUUAAAUUAUAAUUAUCAACACUUUUCAGCUGCUAAUCUCAGAACCACAUGCGGUUAUACAGUAUGCUAUAGUGUUUGCAAAGCUGUGGUAUUUUCUAUAUUAUACUUUUCCAAUUUCAGGGAGAUUAAUUGACAUGUAGAAAAAGACAUGUAUCAUGUUAGACCUGAUAAAAGCACUUUCAUUGUAAAUAAGUCAUUAAGAAUUCAACUCCGAAGACCUUGUAUAUGUGUAAGUUGUCUCUUUCAUAAUCAACAUUUAGAUAUAAUGAUUGCCACUUUUGUAUGAUUGUAUAGGUUCAAGCAAUAUGAUGUACAUUACUGUGAGAGACACUAUUUAAGACGAGGAUUGUCUGACUUACCAAGCCAAACCUACUAACUGAAAUAUACAUAGAUGAUGUAAGAGGAAAAUGUUGAUCCUCCUUUUCAGAGCAGUGGAUGUAAGACAUUGUUUUUAUUCAUGCAGUCAAUAUUCUUAGUGUAAAAGAUACCUAUAUCACUUAUUGCGGAGUUAAAAUGUCAUAUCUUUAAAAGUAUUUUAUUCUAUACUGUAAAUAGAAGAAAUUGUGAAGUCAAUAACUAGAAGAACAUUACAGUUAAAGUAGAGAAUACUUAAGUUCUCUAAUACAAAAAAGUUUUUAUUUAAUUUUUCACACAUACACAAUUCUGACUUAGUGUGAUAGGUUACAUUGUGGUGUUCAUGUAUUGCAAUGUAUUUUUGUAUUCAGAUGCUUAAUUUGUAUUGCUUUUUUGUAUUGAUGUAACUGCAGUACUUGUAUUCAUUGUGUCUUUAUGACAUUUUUAACAAAAAAAUUAAAAAAGGGUACAAUUAAAGUCUAGUAGUGACUAUUAAACUAAUAAAUUACCAGAGAGUUGGACUGUGGGAAAGCAGUAAUAGAAAAUGUCUGAAGCAGAGAUGAUAAUCAAAUAUGCUGUAAAAUACUCAGCUGCCACAAGAAGGUACUGCAACAGGAUCUGGCUGUACUCUCAUAGGCAAAACUCCCAUUAACUCCAAAGGGACUAUUAAUUGAGCAGUGUCAUCAAGAUCAAGCCCUUCAUGUUGCACUCUUUCUCUUGCGCAUGUGUGUGCGCACUCUUUCUCUCUCUCUCUCUCUCCCGUACUUGCUUACGUUCUUUUUAACUAAAUAUAGCUAGUCAUCAAAGGCAUGUACCAUACAGAGUGCCAGGUGUUAUCAUGGGUCUUUCACCCAUGAGGAUUUAGUAGCUCAGACCACAGCUGACUUCAAUUCUCCUUGGUUCUACCCUUUGGGCUGUCUUUGUGUAUGGCUCUGUUAAAUCUACAGUAAUUGGUCUUAAAAGUAUAAAAAAAGACAGUAUUUUUACAUCUCUUUUGCAGGUAUCACCUGCUACUAGAUGUCCUGGUCUACUCUUUCCCAAUGUAAUUCUUCUUUGGAUUCUAUUCCCUUCCCUUUUCUUUUAAUGUAUUUGAUUGAGAUGACAAUCACGGCUGAGACGUUGUUCAUAGAUGAUCAUGUUAAUUGUACCUAUGCAGUAACUUGGAUACAGAGUCAAACAAUCUUGUUUCAUGAAUGGAACAGAAAGGAUCAAAAUGGUAGUCUGAUGAUAAAUGCUACCUUUGUGCAAGUUGAUUAGUUACUAGUUGAUUAUAGGAAUUUAACUGCUCAUUUUGAUUUCCUGGUUAGUUUGUUGUUAACACUAUAUUAACAAACUGUUAACACAGUAUUAACAAACUAGCACUCUUCAAAAUUAAUGCGACUUACAACAAUUGUGCAUUGUCCAUUUGAUAUGAAAAUAUAAGAACAUAAAGAAUUGUCAUUUACUGGGCCAGACAAUAGAUGUAUCUUGCCCAGUAUCCUGUGUCGCACAGUGGCAGAGAGUGGAUGCUGAAAAGGAGACUGAAUUGGGUAUAACCAGGGUAAUUUUUUCCCCACUGUUCCUCUCACUUGCAGCCUCCAGCAGUUAAAGUUUAGGAAGUUCUGGUUCGGAAACUGUACCCCUAACUCCCAUGCUCAAUAGCUACUGAUGCCCCUUUCCUCUAAGAAUUUAUCCAGUCCCUUUCUGAACUGGCUAAACUAUCUGUUUCCAUUUGGUGGCAGUGUGUUUCACACUUUAAUUACACACUGUGUGGAAAAGAACUUCCUUUUGUUAGUUUUAAACUUACUACCUGCUAGUUUCACUUUAUGAUCCCUAGUCAUAGUAGUAUUUAGUAUUGUGUGAGAGGCUGAACAAUAAAUCCCUAUUUACUUUCUCUUCACCAUUUAAUAUUUGUAAAUCCUUAUUGUGUCCCCCUUCAAACCUCUCUUUUCUAAACUGAAUAGGUCUAGCCUCUUUCUAAACUGAAUAGAUCUAGUCUCUCCUCAUAUGGUAGCCCCUCCAUACCACUAAUCAUCUUUGUUACCCUUCUCUGGACCUUUUCUAGUUCUUUACCUUUUUUGAGAUGUGAGGACCAGAACUGGACACAGUAUUCAAGGUGUGGAUGCACCAUGGAUUUAUGAAGAGAUCAUGAUGAUACUUUCUGUUCUGUGUACAGUUCCCUUCUUAAUAAUCCCUAACAUUUUGUUUGCCUUUUUGAUGGCUGCUUAGCACUGAGCUGGUGUUUUUAGAGAACUGUACCACAGUGACUCCCAGAUCUCUUUCCUGUGUGGUAACAGCUAAUGUAGAGCCCAUCAUGGUGUAGGUAUAGUUUGGGUUAUUUUUUACCAUGUGCAUCACUUUACACGUACCUGCAUUGAAUUACAUUUGCCGUUUAGUUGCCAAUUUCUAGUCCACAAGUGGAUGUUUCCCUGUAAUCCCAAGACUACAUAACUUCAUUAAGAGCCUCUGAUGGGGGACCUUGUCAAAAGCUUUUUUGGAAGUCCAAAUAUACCAUGUCAACAAGAUUGCCCUGAUCUACCUGCUUAUUGACAGAUUCACAGAGCUCUAAUAGGUUGGUAAGGCAUGAUUUCCUUCUGACAAAGCUAUGUUGGUUCCUCCCCAGAAAGUCAUGUUCAUCUAUGUGCUGAACCAUUGUUUUUUUUCCUAACUUCUGUGAAUCUGUUUCUACCAAUUUUCCAGGAACCAGAAGUUAGGCUCACUGGCCUGUAGUUCCCUGCAUCCCCACUGAAGCCUUUUUUAAAAUAUGGGAGUCACAUUGGCAACCCUCCAGUCCUCUGGUACCGAGGCUGUGAUAGGUUGCAUGCUCUAGUUAGGAGUUCACCAAUUUCUGUUCUGAGCUCCUUAAGAACCCUAGGGUGAAUGCCAUCAGGUCCUGGUGUGGUUUGCUUCUGUUUAGUUUAUCAAUUUCCUCUACAACCUCAUGUAUUGAAACCUCAGUUUGGGUCAACUCCACUCCUAGAGAGGAGUGGAUAUGGUGACAGAGUUUCCCUAACAUCUUCCACAGUGAACAUAGGUGCAAAGAAUGCAUUUAGUUUCUUGGCAAUGGCCCUGUCAUCCUUUAGUGCUUCUUUUACAAAGGUCCAAAUGACUGCCUGGCAGGGCUUUGGCUUCUAAUGUACUUAAAGCAAUUUUUACUGUUACCUUUUGUGUCUCUAGCAAGUUUCUCCUCAAAUUCAUUCUUGUCUUAUUUCAGUUUUACAUUUGCCUUGCCAGUGUUUAUGCUCUUUUUUAUUUUCUCCAUUAGGAUUUGACCGAGUUUUUUAAAUAAGCCCUUUUUGUGCGUAUUAGCUCUGCUGUUCUGCUAUUAAACCAUGCUGGCUUUCUUUGGGUCGUCUCUCCAUUCUUUUUCUUUUUGAUUUGCAGUAUGCAUUGGCUUUGUGCUUCCAGUAUGGUGUUCUUAAGCAAUUCCCUGCAAGUUCUGCCUGCAAGUUCUUUGUCUCUUUAGGGGACCCUUUUAACUUCUGUCUAACUAGUUUCCUCAUUUUGGUGUAGUCUCCCAUUUUAAAGUUAAGGCCUACUGUGGUAGAUUUUCUUGUCUCCCCUCCUACAUGGAUGUCAAACAUUAUGGUCACAAUUGCUGAGCAGCUCAGUAAUGCUUACCCUUUGCACCAAGUCCUGUGCACUACUUAGGACUAUAUCAAAAAUGGGCUUUUUCCUCUUGUAUGUUUCAAGACUAACUGAUCUAGAAAACAGUCUUUUAUGACAUCAGGAAAUUUGCAUCCCAGCCUGAUUUUAGAUUGGCCCAGUCUAUUUAUGAAAAGUUGAAGUUCCCCUUUAUUACUGUGUUUUCUGCUGUCACCACCUCUCUCAACACCCUUAGCAUUUCUAGCUCACUGCUACCAUCCUGAUCUGGCGAUUGAUAGUAUUUCCCUAGACAUACCUUUUUUUUUCUAUUGAUACCCAGGAUGUCUAUCCACACAGAUUCUAUGGUACCUCUCUUUAUCAGAUGAAAAGUGUAACCUAUUUGAUUCCAUGCAGUCUUUGAUGUAGAGUACCACUUCCCCACCAGUACAGCCUACUCUUAUCAUUUCUGUAUAAUUUGUAUUUUGAUAUUACAGCAUCCUAUUGAUUUUUUUUUUCCCCCUCAUUCCACCAUGUUUCAGAUACCUAUUAUGUCAGUAUCAUUAUUUACUGCUGAGCAUUCAAGUUCCUUCACUUUUGAUCUUAGACUUCUAGCAUUAGUAUAAAAGCAUGUGUACUUUUUAUUGUUGCCUGGUUGGUUACUUCUGUGUGACCUUUUACUCAUUAAAGGUAUUUGCUUGUGCUUGUCUUCA
Alligator mississippiensis (American alligator) is the source of this 9596-nucleotide messenger RNA. It is a transcript of the gene ZC3H6, whose product is annotated as zinc finger CCCH-type containing 6. Lineage: Eukaryota; Metazoa; Chordata; Crocodylia; Alligatoridae. Bases 1327 to 4884 code for a protein of 1185 amino acids. Gene Ontology annotation, biological process: negative regulation of DNA-templated transcription. Gene Ontology annotation, cellular component: nucleus. The record is from RefSeq and is a predicted model, not a curated record. Gene Ontology annotation, molecular function: metal ion binding; RNA binding. The transcript has 12 exons.